Messenger RNA from Paramecium sonneborni, 1231 nucleotides. Lineage: Eukaryota; Ciliophora; Oligohymenophorea; Peniculida; Parameciidae. The record is from the annotation of a GenBank genome assembly.
AUGUAGCUCGAUCAAGAGACUUUAAAUCUAUUAUUUAAAGAAUUAUUUAAUUUAGAUUAGUUACCUAAUAAAGAUAGCGAAGAAUUAACAGAGCAAUAUGAAUAUUAUGAUAACAUAGAGAGAAAAUUUCUAAAAUAAUUUCAUAAUAAAUAAUUAAAUAAUGAAAAUGAAGUCAAGUAUGCUCUAAUUAUGAUUCAAUAGAUUAUUACAUCGAUUUAUUGCUAGACUUGCUGAAGCAUAUUAAGUUUUAUUGGCCAAGAAAUCUAUAUUUAAAUCUAAAGCAUCAACAUUUUAGCCAACUAUAUAUAAUUGCUUAUCAAAUAUGUAUGAUGGAAAAUAAGGAGUUUUUAUAUAACUUAUUUAAUCUAUAUUUACAGAAUGUAAAUUACAAUUAGAAAUUGCAAACAGAAAGCUAACCAACAAUGACAUAGUUAAGCGAGUGAGUAUUAUGUUUUUACAUUAUAAAGAUUCAUAGUUAAGAUUAAGACUCCUAGAAUAAUGAAUCAUUAUAAUAAUAAUAGUCUAUAACUUAAUUAUUAUAACAAAGAAAAAGUACUUAACCUGAAUGGUAAAUCAAUAUUAAUAACAAUAAAAAUUUAAGUUCAUAUUUUAAAAAAGCUCAUUUAAAACUAUAUGAUUUACUUUCAAUAGACAAGUAUUUUAUUUAUUAUUAUUUAGAGUAUAAGAUGAUUAAAUUCUCUAUUUUCAAACAAGAGAAUAAAAUAUGGAUAAAUUAUAUUAAUAAUUAAUGUAAUAGAAUACUCAUAUAAAGAAGUCUUUAAAUUGGGCUCUAGAUUUAGAUAUGAAUGAAUUUGAAAAACACAUUUAAUUAAUGCAAAUCAAGUAAAACUCAACUACUACUCCUAAUAUUUAAUUUACACCUCUUGAUAUUAUUAAAACUGAUUAAUUUGAUGGAUAAAAGACUGUUAGUUCAUUUUUCUCCUAAAACGAACAGUAUAAAUUAAGAAGUUUCUCUUAAAAUUCAAAAAUGAAAGAUCUCUAUUCAUUUAGUGAAAAAAUAAACAUUUUUCAUCCAAAUUAUUAAGAUUCCAUAAAAUAUAAGAUUUCAUAAUCACGAUUAGAUAAUUCAAAACAACAAAAAAGAUAACUAGUUUAAUAGUAAAUAGUAAAAUAAUCACCUGCUGUAAAUAUCCUAACAAGAAAAAUGAUUUUUGAGUAAUAACCUUAAAAUUCCAAAAAAAAAACUAAGUCCUUUAGAUUUAAAAACUGA